Mercenaria mercenaria is the source of this 568-nucleotide messenger RNA. RefSeq lists its product as uncharacterized. Bases 17 to 568 code for a protein of 183 amino acids. The record is from RefSeq and is a predicted model, not a curated record. NCBI's taxonomy places the organism in Eukaryota, Metazoa, Mollusca, Bivalvia, Venerida, Veneridae. The transcript has 5 exons.
UAUAGGCAUAUUAAACAUGCUGAUGUAUUUGGAGAGCAGAAGCUUCCUGGAUUUGCUAAAGGAUCUUGCCCUUGCACUGAGUUCCACUUUUCCUAAUGUGAGCGGUCAAUUUAGACUUGAUGCAACAGUUACACCAGAAUGUAUGAAGGACCUGCUAGAUGAACUAAGAGCGAAAACAAAUGAAACUUCGAAGUAUGAACGCACGAUACGGGUGCCGAUAAAGGUUGCAUCAGUACAAGGAAUUGAACACAUAUGGUCGCUGUUUGAAACUGGCGGAGCUACAAAUAGAUUGAAUGAAUUAUCAGAAGCUGUCUUCGAUGAGUUAAAUACAAAAAUAACAGUUACACCUUCUGUGAAUUUACAGCAGGUACAGGCAGCCAUUAAGGAAGCAGAAGGCGAACAAUCAGCAGAAGGGUCACAGGCAGCUGUUGAAGACAAUGCUAGUUCUCCCCAAAGGCAUCAAAGCAAAUCAGUUGAUGAAGGCAUUUCGAAGCUGAAAAAGAAAUCUGCGGAGGUUGUGGUUGGAGCUGAAAGUGAAAAUAUGUGGCAGUUUGAAUAUGUAUUAUGA